UUUUCCACACUGCUGCACACCACCACUGUUUGAUGCUCGCGUACGUGUGCGCGCACCGAUGUGAGAGGGCCACAAAGGAAUAAACUUCUACAGUUAUUUGUGCCGCAAGAUAAAAGGAAGUAGCGACUGGCUGAGAAGAGGGGAGCUGACGAGUUUCUGAAGCCUGGCACUCCUUGAGUCUGAAAGUUUGAUUUUCAGUUGAGUUGUUUACUCAUCGCUGUCUGAGAACCUUCACAGCGGGGAGUCGAAAGGUGACUCUUGAACUGCAUGCAGAGGAAUUUAAACAGAAGCAGAGAUUUUCUGUGCUGUGACUGCUCGGAGUGUCAUUUUGUACCCUUAUCCCCCUUUUUGAUCAGUCUUUGGAGAGACAAUGGACGCCUCAUUUUUAUAUGACACAGACUACAAUCAGACCCUGGUGGAUGAAAAUUUUUACUGGGAGGAAAAUGUUGACCGUUUUGGCAUCGUGAUGGCCUUUCUCUAUCUGGUGGUUUGCAUCGUGGGGCUAGCUGGGAACUCGCUCGUUAUUGUCGCCAUUUUAAAGUUUGACAAAAUGUCGUCUUCCACCACAGUCUACAUUUUCAACCUGGCGCUGGCCGACGGACUAUUCAUGGUUGGUCUCCCCUUUAUAGCGAGCCAGAACUUCCUGAACCACUGGCUGUUUGGAGACGUGGCGUGCAAAGCAGUCAUGGUGCUGGACGGCAUCAACCAGUUCACCAGCGUCUUCUGUCUGACGGUGAUGAGCAUCGACCGCUACAUGGCGCUGGUCGAGCCGCUUCGGUUUGCCCGUUGGAGGACCCCGCGGUGCGCCAAGAUAGUUUCAUCACUCCUGUGGCUGUUCUCCCUCCUCACCAUCCUCCCGAUGGCGCUUCACUUCUCGGCCGAACGUGGCUUUUGCACGCCAGCCCUCGUUUCAGACGCCUGGUUGCUCGGCGUCCUCUCUUACACCUUUAUCUUGGGCUUCGCUUUACCGUUUACAGUCAUGACGGCUUUCUACGCGGCACUGCUCCUCACCUUGUGGGUUCAGAGAUCUCGGGCCUCAACGCCAAACCCAGAGAGCCAGCAGCUGGAGCAGCAGGUCACCAAAAUGGUGGUCGCAGUGGUGGUCGUGUUUGCCUUGUGCUGGCUGCCAUUUUACACCUUCAACUUCUGCUCCCUGUACCAAAGCGGCUUCGUCCUGACCUUCUUCAGGGCUUUUGAGUUUGUGGUCCUGCUUUCCUACUCAUGGAGCUGCGCUAAUCCUAUCCUCUACGCCUGCCUCUCUGACACCUUCAGGAGGCACUUCUGCACCCUACUCUGUCCCGUCACCAAGUCCUCUUCCAGCAUGCAAUGCAACACUGAGCAGCAGGACCUAAAUGACCCAGUGGUGUGUGAUGCCACCAUUACCCCAUAAAAAAGAACAAUUCUGACUGUGCUUUCAUUCACCUCGUGUCAUGAUUCACUUCUUUAACUACAGUUACUUGUUUAAUGUAUUGUAGGUCCCUAAUUCACUUUGAACUUGGCAGUUUGAUAUCAUUUGGAUGAGUGGUUUUCAUAUUUUGACUAAAAAUUAUUCCCUUACCAGUGUUUGCACUGGUGUGAUUGCUGUCUGCGACACUGUGUGAAGGUGCGUAGACCAUACAUACACACACAGAUAUGUUUUUUGACUCUUACCAUCACAACGACCCACUUAUCCUAGCCCUGGGCUAAGCUAAAUUUCAACUUUAACACUAAUACCAAGAUUUAACCCUUAAACACGGUAACAAUCAUCCAAAAGGUUCAAACCUUUAUAAAAUUUCAUUAAGCUGAUGGCCCCAAACUCAAAGUGGUCAUCACAAAAACAGCUGGACAUGCUUCAUUUUAGUUUUCUUUGUCUUUUGUCUUUCACAAGUGAAUUCAGGCGCUCACUGAUGUGGUUUGGAUGAGCUGUAACUCCCAUUCUGCACAGCCAAGUUUUGAAAAGGCACAAUCACACACUCUUUCAGAGAGAGUGUAUCCUUGUAAUAGCUGCAGUUUGUUUAAAAACAAGAACUUUAUGAUUGCCUGCAUGAAGGGGGCUGCAACGAUCCGGAUCGGUGUUCUGGCACCUUCAGUAAAUGAGUAAUUAUUCUGAUAGGUAGGUAGUACAGAGCUCAUCUUUCAUCUGCUGCAGCCUGGCAUUGCUUCCCGCUGACGUCACGGAGAUAACAGUAAUUAGAUAAUAACGAUAUUGCUUACACCUUCAACGCAUCCUUUCUUCCUUUUUGUCCCUGCGAUGCGUUCAUGGUGCAGAUGUCAAAGUUGUGCUUGCAGUACUUCAACAGUUACCUACUACAGGAGAGCCGGCAGCAUAAACGGACUCAGGUUUUAAAGUGGCGGGUCAUUCCAAAUUCAUCCCUUCAAACAGCUCACAGAUGUCAGCAAACAUAAACUUUUUCUAACACUGUGUCUUUGUAGCUAAAUGUAAAAUUGCUGAAUGUCCCGGGGAGAGAAAAAAAAUGUUAAUGUGUGACGCUCUCAGAGGUGGACAAAAAAAGUAAGAAAGCCCGGACAGGAGAGGAAGAUGAGUGUUUUUAUUUUUUCACUCAGCAAGUGACUUUUGAUAAACUGAUAAUUCUGCUUACUUAUAAAAUCAUAAUAAAUUUCACAGUUCUUUUUAACUGGAUAUUAGAUCGAUACACGAGGCGUUUUUCUCCACUUGGAGUGAACAUUUAUUCCUUAAGCCUUUAAAGCCUCAGGUGGGCGGAUUUGAUGUCUUUCUGACUGCAGUUGUGACUUUGAUUCUUUUCAGCACUACAUCAAAUGCAGGUUUAAACACUUCUUAAAAAGAUCUUUCACAGCAUAAAAUCAAGAAUACAAAAUCAACAACAGGCAGCAUAAUUACAUCUGAUUAGAUGAUUUCCAUAUCACUCUCUGUAUUUAAAUAUCAUGUCUCUGGCUCAAACCUAUUGUGUAAUUUGUCAUCCAAGAGCUCAGACAUUUUGGACAGCGUGCUUUUAUGAAUAUCCUGCUGUAGUGCUCUUCAGCAGCGCUAAUAUCACGUGGCACUAGAGGGAUGAGGUGCGGACAGAUAGAGUGCAAACAGAAUAACACGGGUCACACGCUUUAGGCUGCGCAAACACAUACAUGCACAUACACACUUAGCAAAUGACAUCUCCCACAGCUGGAUUAUAUCCCAGUGGCUAUACAUGUAGGGGGGCAUCAGAUGAGUGUAUUUGCGCUUGGACGGUCAUGAGUGUGUUUUUGUGUGCAGCCACUUUCACAGAGGAAGCUACUGCAUCUCAAACACCUUUGUUAUUCUGCUUGAUGGUGACACAUAAAAAGACACUUAAGGAGUUCAACAGGGUGAAAGGAAACGCACAUCGUGGCCGUGAUGAAGACGAAAAAAACCAACAUUUAUUCUGCGUUUGGUCGUUCUGUAAAUGUAGGCUUUACCCCCACCCCGGGUGAAAACCCCGAGUUUCUUCAUCUCACUGACUCCGAAUUAGGAUGUAAUCCAAUAUGGAUAGAAAGGAUUUUUAAAACCAACAUUAUCCAUCAAUCCCAAUCAAUCCAGCAAAUACAUGCAAAUGAAUGUGGGAGAUUUUCCUUGAACAACGGUAACAUUUCUUGAUUGCUUCUUUCAUGCAGUAAUUCUUUGGUUUUGGGAUUUCAGUUCAACACCAAGACUGCUUCCCUCUAUCGUAAUUGUAAGAUUUAAUGAAAACACGGGCUAACAAGGAUAACAGUUCUUAGCUGCUGGGUAUUUACAGGUACUGAAUCACUUAAGGAGUACUUUUAUUUCUGAUCAUUUCAGUCAGGCUUGCUUAGACUGUUUUACUUCAACUAUAGAAAGGCAUGUCCUACUGGGAGGAGGCCCCGGGGCAGACCCAGGACAUGCUGGAGAGAUUAUAUCUCUCGGCUGGCCUGGGAACGCCUUGGGGUCCCCCCGGAUG
Molecule: messenger RNA, 3890 nt
Organism: Archocentrus centrarchus (flier cichlid)
Lineage: Eukaryota; Metazoa; Chordata; Actinopteri; Cichliformes; Cichlidae
Product: somatostatin receptor type 2
Exons: 1
Coding region: 371-1390 (339 amino acids)
Biological process (GO): regulation of insulin secretion; neuropeptide signaling pathway; cellular response to glucocorticoid stimulus
Cellular component (GO): plasma membrane; neuron projection
Molecular function (GO): somatostatin receptor activity; neuropeptide binding
Source: RefSeq, a predicted model, not a curated record